Messenger RNA from Octodon degus (degu), 2073 nucleotides. RefSeq names its product 5-azacytidine induced 2 (gene Azi2). Gene Ontology annotation, cellular component: cytoplasm. NCBI's taxonomy places the organism in Eukaryota, Metazoa, Chordata, Mammalia, Rodentia, Octodontidae. The transcript has 9 exons. The record is from RefSeq and is a predicted model, not a curated record. Bases 239 to 1414 code for a protein of 391 amino acids. Gene Ontology annotation, biological process: canonical NF-kappaB signal transduction.
GGCGGAGGGUUGUGCCGCGCCGCUGCCGAGGCCGUGGCCGACGAGAUGGGAAUCCCUGCGCGGUGGGCCCCGAGCCGCCACCUUUUCGGGGCCAGCAGCGGUGUCUUCGAGGAAACCGGAAGCCCGUGGUGACCCCUGGUCGACCCGGUUUGUUUUCAGUCCGUUUCCAAACAGUUGGGGAAUCGAAAUUCGGCGGUCCCGGGGGCGGCCCUACGUUGCCGGGGUUCAGGUAGCUGUCAUGGAUGCACUAGUAGAAGAUGAUAUCUGCAUUCUGAAUCAUGAAAAAGCUCAUAGAAGAGAUACAGUGACUCCAGUUUCAUUAUAUUCAGGAGAUGAGUCUGUUGCUUCACAUUUUGCCUUGGUCACUGCUUACGAAGACAUCAAAAAACGACUUAAUGAUUCGGAGAAAGAGAACUCUUUCCUAAAGAAAAGAAUAAGGUUUUUGGAAGAAAAGCUUGUAGGAGCUCGACUAGAUGAAGAAACAAGUUCUGUGGGACGAGAACAAGUAAAUAAGGCUUAUCAUGCAUAUCGAGAGGUUUGCAUUGAUAGAGAUAAUUUGAAAAGCAAAUUGGAUAAAAUGAAUAAAGACAACUCUGAAUCUUUGAAAGUAUUGAAUGAGCAGCUACAAUCUAAAGAAGUAGAACUCCUCCAGCUGAGAACAGAGGUGGAAACUCAGCAGGUGAUGAGGAAUUUAAAUCCACCUUCUUCAAACUGGGAGGUGGAAAAGUUGAGCUGUGACCUGAAGAUCCAUGGUUUGGAACAGGAGCUGGAGCUGAUGAAAAAAGAAUGUAAUGAUCUCAAAAUAGAGCUACAAAAAGCCAAACAAAUGGAUUCAUCGCAGGAAGACAAUCUAAAGAGCAGUGAUCGCCAAAGACUAAGCAUUUCAAGUGAGAAUAUGCAGCAUGCAUACUGGGAACUGAAGAGGGAGAUGUCCAAUUUACAUCUGGUGACUCAAGUACAAGCUGAACUACUGAGAAAACUGAAAGCCUCAACCACAGUCAAAAAAGCUUGCACCCCACUUGGAUGCAUGGAAGACCUGGGGAAAGACAGCACGAAACUGCACUUGACAAAUUUCACUGCAACAUAUAAAAGACAUGGACCACCCUCACCAAAUGGCAAAACUCUUUGUCACACCUCCCCUUUACCAGGAGAUAUAAAGGUUUUAUCAGAAAAAGCAAUUCUCCAAUCAUGGACGGAUAAUGAAAGACUGAUUCCUAAUGAUGGUACAGACUUUCAGGAACAUAACUCUUACGGCAGAAAUUCUCUGGAAGAUAAUUCUUGGGUAUUCCCCAGCCCUCCCAAAUCAAGUGAGACAGCAUUUGGGGAAACUAAAAGUAAAACUUUGCCUUUACCCAACCUGCCACCACUGCAUUAUUUGGAUCAACAUAAUCAAAACUGUCUUUAUAAAAGUUAAUUCUGAAGAGAUUCAUAUUUGAUCAUGAGAUCAUUGUAUCUCAGUGGUUCUCCCAAGAAAUUAUUUAACAAACUGAAAGUGGAUUUUGAUUUAAAGUUUUGCAGUUCUUCAGUAUAUACAUUUCAACAUAAGGUAUGAUAAUUAGUUGAUUUCUAGUAUGAAGACUACUCUUCAGCUGUAUAUUCUAACUACUAAUGAAUAAAUUUAAGGUGUUUAAAGAUAAAUCUUGCCAUUGAUAAUAAUUGUGAAAUCUACUACCGGUAAAGAACAAAAUUGGAGAUGUUUGGGCAUGGUUUGACAAAGUGUGUAAAAUGUCUAAACAUCCAUUCAUAAAAAGAAAAGCCUUUAUUAUAGGGGAAAAAAAACCCAUGUGCUUUGGUUCAGAUUGCAUAAAGAGGCAAACAACAAUGUGAACAGGUUAUAUUUGUUGACUAUGAUGCAUAAGAUUAUGAAAUAUAAUGGAAUAAAAAUGUCUAGGUUAUUUACAUCUCUGUUGUGUUCCUAAGUUUGAGACUUAGUCAUUCUUUAGUCACAAGUUUUGUAGAUAAAAUACUAAACUAAAAUUAGAACAUGAAAACUUAAAUUACUUGACCACCUUGUACUAGUCAUUGAAGUCCUAAAUGGUAAAAAUAAUAAAAGGAUGAAAUAAUUAAAAAUUA